AUGCUUCUAACCUCUCUCGACGCCCUCCCGGACCCUUCUGCAGCGGCUCCACGACGCCUUGCUUCACACGGCCUCCAUCUCCGAUCGACCUUUUCACGAUCCCUAGCCCGACCCGACAAUGUUGGACAUGGAUGGGGUGAGCCAUACUGCGUAGGCGGGCAUGCAGCAUGGCGGGGAGCGGGCCCCUGGCGUUUCUUGGCCGCCCUGAACCGCACUGAUCGAGUCUGCAGUGUUCCUGACAGAAACCCUGGUCUCCCUUGCUCCAUCGAGAGUCGAUUCAGUCAAAUCAGAAGACUUGUCGCCUUCGACAAGACGUCCAUCGUACCAGUUCUAGGCCCCCAUCCAGCUUCUUUUUGCCCUGUCUGGCUGCUCGUCCACCAUGAAGCGGCGAAGCCCACCCCGGCUAGCCAUGGCCAAGCAUUGGCAAGCAUUUUGGCACCCGGUGCGCCGAAGAGCCAAUCUGAUGGUGCAUGGCUGGGCAUUGACAUGGGCCAAUUCGUGAUUCUCGACGGUGGUCCCCUUUUCGAUUAA
Messenger RNA from Colletotrichum tamarilloi, 531 nucleotides. RefSeq lists its product as uncharacterized. The transcript has a single exon. Lineage: Eukaryota; Fungi; Ascomycota; Sordariomycetes; Glomerellales; Glomerellaceae. The coding region runs from base 1 to 531 and encodes 176 amino acids. The record is from RefSeq and is a predicted model, not a curated record.